GGGUAGUAAAGGCUCCGCCGCGCGCGCGGGGGGUGCGCGAGCCGUACCGGGCGCAGGUCCCUGUCGCCGCUGCCAUGGUGGCCACCGAGGGGCUGCGGGAGAUGGAGGGCAGCGCGCUGCGGCGCCUGGUGUGCCGCGACGAGGCCGGCCCCGGCGGCCCCGGCCGGUGCCUGGUGCUGGACUGCCGCCCCUUCCUGGCGCACAGCGCCGGCCACAUCCGCGGGGCGCUCAACGUGCGCUGCAACACGAUCGUGCGGCGGCGGGCCAAGGGGGCCGUCAGCCUGGAGCAGAUCCUGCCGGCCGAGGGCGAGGUGCGGGCGCGGCUGCGCGCCGGGCUGUACGCCGCCGUGGUGGUGUACGACGAGCGUAGCCCACGCGCGGAGGCCCUGCGCGAGGACAGCACCGUGGCGCUGGUGGUGCGCGCGCUCCGCCGCGACACGGCGCGCGCCGACAUCCGCCUCCUGGCAGGGGGUUAUGAGCGUUUCUCCUCGGAGUACCCUGAAUUCUGUGCAAAAACCAAGUCCCUGAGCAAUGUGUCACCCCCCACCAGCGCCGAGCCCCUGGAUUUGGGCUGCAGUUCCUGUGGGACCCCCCUUCAUGACCAGGGUGGCCCUGUGGAAAUCCUCCCCUUCCUCUACCUUGGCAGCGCCUACCACGCUGCCCGGCGGGACAUGCUGGAUGCACUGGGCAUCACAGCCCUGCUGAACGUCUCCUCAGACUGCCCCAACCACUUUGAGGGGCACUACCAGUACAAGUGUAUCCCCGUGGAGGAUAACCACAAAGCUGACAUCAGCUCGUGGUUCAUGGAGGCAAUCGAGUACAUCGACUCAGUGAAGGAGUGUUGCGGCCGGGUCCUAGUCCACUGCCAGGCUGGUAUCUCCCGCUCUGCCACCAUCUGCUUGGCUUACCUGAUGAUGAAGAAGCGUGUCAAGCUGGAGGAGGCCUUUGAGUUUGUCAAGCAGCGCCGGAGCAUCAUCUCCCCUAACUUCAGCUUCAUGGGGCAGCUGCUGCAGUUUGAGUCACAGGUGUUGGCCACCUCAUGUGCAGUGGAAGCCGUCAGCCCCUCGGGGACACUGCGGGAGCGGGGCAAGGCCACCUCCACCCCCACCUCCCAGUUUGUCUUCAGCUUCCCAGUCUCUGUUGGUGUCCAUGCCACCCCCAGCAGCCUCCCAUACCUGCACAGCCCCAUCACCACGUCACCCAGCUGUUAGCUCAGGGGCCGAGGCCAGCCAGGCAGAUAGUGCCAGGCGCGGAGGGGGCAGGUGGGCAUGGAGCCCCACGAUGUUAAGCAAUAGUGCCGGACACUGCCAUUCACCCUGGACUCAAUGUCUUUUUUGUAGAGAAAUUUCUUACCUCAUCUUGGUUUUUUGCUUUUUAAUUUUAUGUUUGGAAAGCAUGAAAGUUGUAAAAGCCACAAACCCUGACAUUGUCCAGGCUCUUUGGGGGAGGAAAAAAAUAGUAUACUGGGUUUCCUCAAGUGCCUGGUCUUCAUCUCUGUCCAUCACUAUUUUAUUGUCUUGUUUUUUAAAAAAUGAUACGCCUCCCCUUCUCCCUGUAUUUCUGCCCCUAGCUCAUCUGGGUUGAAAAGGGAGCAUAACCUCUUUUUAUUGUGCAGCAGUCUUCCCCCCCUUGCGCAGAGAGACAUGAGUGCCCGUGGUGGGUGCUGCUUACCUGAGCCAGUUACACCGGGUGACAAACAGAGCAGCAGGCAGGGCCUUGGGCCAAGCAGGGGUGGUGGUGGCAUGGGGCUGCCCACAGACCACCUCACCCCUGCCAGUGGCUGGGGAGGCAAUGCAGGAGCUGGCAGGCACCAGCUGAGCCUGUUCCUGGGGGGAGAGCAAUCUCUGUGGCCAGGAGGUGGGCUGGAGGGGAGAUGCAGUCCUGAAUGCCUCUGUGGAUCGCUGGUUCCUGCAAAAUGUACGUCCAAAUCUCCUGUGGCUUAAAGAGGAGAAAGGAGGUGUGGGGGCAGCAGUCUGGCCUUUUGAUGACUCUGUUGGGUUUACUCUCCACCCAUCCCACUGCUGCUCUUCCAGAAGGAGGAGGGUGGAACAUGGUUGGGCUGUAAUGGAGAGAAGCAGCAGGGUGGAAGAGAGGCUGGCCCAGAGAUGCCAGCCAGGCAGCAUUUCCAAAACUGGGGCAUGUGCUACACGCUGGGCUCUUUGUACAACAUUCAUUUGCCCUUUUCCACCUCAGCUGGGUCUCACUUACCUCUGCAACAUUGCUGCAGCUUUUGGUCCAAGCCUAGAUAGAACAUGCCUCAUCUUCAACCCACCUGGAGCCUUAUUUCCCACCCUACCUCUCUCCUUCCCCCCAGUCCAAUCCAACACACAAGAUGCCUGUGUGGCUGAUGUACAUAUGUAUGGUUUUAUGGUUUUUGUUUUUGGUUUGUUUUUUUUUUUUUUUUUAGAAAUUAACUUUUUAUUUAUUGCCUGAGAGAGGGAGAAAACAACUUGUUUGGAGAAAAUAAAAAUAAAACUGUUUUCAACA
Molecule: messenger RNA, 2487 nt
Organism: Grus americana (Whooping crane)
Lineage: Eukaryota; Metazoa; Chordata; Aves; Gruiformes; Gruidae
Gene: DUSP4
Product: dual specificity phosphatase 4
Exons: 4
Coding region: 75-1211 (378 amino acids)
Biological process (GO): negative regulation of MAPK cascade; protein dephosphorylation; endoderm formation
Cellular component (GO): cytoplasm; nucleus
Molecular function (GO): MAP kinase tyrosine/serine/threonine phosphatase activity; protein tyrosine/threonine phosphatase activity
Source: RefSeq, a predicted model, not a curated record